AUGGGCCUGGAGGAUGGGCGGUCCGCGAGCGCGGCGGCGUCGCGGCCUCACCGCAGCCGCAAUCCGUCCGGCGAGCUGCCUGCGCCGGCCGCUCCCGCGGGGCCAUCGUCGAGCAACGGCGGCGCAGCGCUCGCCGCGGGGGGCGCCGCAUCAUCGUCGUACGAGCGCAUCGGGCUCAAAUUCCGCGGGCUGAACGACGAUGCGCACCGCUGCAACGCGGAGGCGCGCGAGGCGAUCGGCGUGCUCGCCGACAUGUUUGACCCGCUGGGACCGCUCGAAUUGCGCGUCGCGGAGAGCGAGGCGGACGAGCUGGAGGCGCUCAAGCUCUAUCGCGACAUGAACCACCUCUCGCUCGCGGGCGGCAUUACGUGCGAGCAGGUGAUCCGGCACGUCGAGUCCACCACGGUGGUGCUCUACUACAAGCACCCAGAGGCGGACGCGCCCAUCUGCGUGACCGCCGCUACUUUCUCGCUGCGCCCGCCGUCGACAAUGAUGUUGCGGCUGCUCGCGACUCACCCGCGCAUGACACGCAAGGGCUUCGCGCGCCUGACGGUGCACUUCCUCAAGGAGCUCUGCCGCGCGCUGGGCAAGACGCAGAUUCUCGUCUACACACACGACUUUGGCGAGAGCAUAGAGGCGUGGCGCGAGGCCGUCUCCCCCGUCUACCAGACGUCUGACGCCAGCUCCGCUUCGGGGCCCACCUCGCCGCGCCAGGGGGGUGGCCGGGGUGGCGAGGGAGAGCGCGAUGGCGACGCGCCACCGCCGCGGCGGAGGCGGCUUUCGCGCGCCGAGUAUGAGGUGGAGGACAUCCUCGGUGUGCGGUCGCACGACGGGGAGGUUCAGUACCUAAUCAAGUGGAAGGGGUGCGCAGCGGCCGGCGCGGCGUCGCGGCCGCGCAGCAACCUCAACAAUCUGCACGAGGAGAUCGAGGCGUUUGAGCGCUCCCUCAGCGACUCGCGCGCGCUCAAUGGAUGA
Messenger RNA from Emiliania huxleyi CCMP1516, 975 nucleotides. RefSeq lists its product as hypothetical. The record is from RefSeq and is a predicted model, not a curated record. Lineage: Eukaryota; Haptophyta; Isochrysidales; Noelaerhabdaceae. The coding region runs from base 1 to 975 and encodes 324 amino acids. The transcript is spliced from 3 exons.